This is a messenger RNA of Hermetia illucens (black soldier fly), 5174 nucleotides long. RefSeq lists its product as uncharacterized. The transcript is spliced from 15 exons. The record is from RefSeq and is a predicted model, not a curated record. NCBI's taxonomy places the organism in Eukaryota, Metazoa, Arthropoda, Insecta, Diptera, Stratiomyidae. The coding region runs from base 568 to 4416 and encodes 1282 amino acids.
UUCUGGUUUUCUUAUUAGUUUGGCUUUUGGAGUCGUUCAGCGGGUGGUGGUUGCGAGUGAUCUUUCAUGUUUUUCAUGUUUUCUGUAGACUUUUGCUUUUCUGCAUUAUUCCGUCGAACUUGGGUUUUCACUCCGGCGAAUCAUCCGUGAACUCGUACUAUUACGUUGGUCUCGUUGGAAGGAUGUGCGUGUGAAAAAGGAUGUGAAAAGUGAAUGAAUCCAUGGCUGUCAGAGAGUGGCCGCCUGAAGUUUCUCCACUGUAAAAGUGUGAGUCGUGUAUUCCAUGUUCAGUUUCCCAAACGAUAAUAGAAAAAUUGUUUUCGUUCGAAUAAAGUCAAAACCCUAGUGUCCCCCAUUCAAAUUGCUAGUGACACUGCUCAGUCGGGGCUUUCCAGCUUCAAGAGGACUCGAAUCCAAUCCCGUCAUCAGUAAUUGUCAGUCAAAAAAUUGCUGCCCGGAUGCGAACCAGCAAUCGAAAAUGAUAUCAUUUCCAAAACAGAUAUAUCUCUGAUGCCUCUUCAAUUCAAUUGGAUAUGUAGCGGAGAAUGCUAGAUUGAAAUAUCUAAGAUGGAGUAUUAUGGCGGUGAAGGAGAUCGUAACUUGCCCCCAUUGCAAAACAGUACUUCCGGUGCACAUUUACGUCCAACAUCAUUAGUCGGACCGGAAAAGGAACCUGUACACUUCACAGUAAAUCUAGUCGGAGCUCCACCUGAAGUUGAACAACUUGUUGAACAUAUCAAAAAUGUUGCUGAACAGUUUUUAUAUCACUGGAAAACAUUUCCAAUUGCUCUCCCAUCACCAUUAGCAUCAAAUACAACGAAUAAUCGCAAGUCACGCCCUAUUAACUUACGGGAUUUAUUUGUUGCACCGCCUUUUGACGAAUUGGAUGCUGUUGCUGCUGAUGGAAAUGGGGAACCACGACGUCUCACAAAUAACCAACUGAAAUCGCUUAGAGAAAGGGGCUUGCAAAAGGAUAAGUAUGGGAAACCGAAGAAGUUGACUUUGGAUCAAUUGGAAAGUAUUCGACGAAAUGGGGAAUUUGAUGUUCCUAGUCUUAACUUUCCGGGUCAAGUUCAUAAAUGGAGGCUCUCACAAUUUCUUCAGAAAGGAAGGUUUCGAGCCCAAGACUCGUUCUUGAGCGACUUAGCCUUAGCUGCAAGAUUCAUCGUUGUCACUGCACGCGCCAGAAUAUUAUCACAUUUCUUCUCAGUUGCGAGCGCGUUGAGAUCGUUCGUGAUUGGGCUAGCAAAACUGCUUGAUAUGUUCAUAGGGAUACCUUCGCUUCUGGCACACAAUUUAGAUUAUAAAAUAAAAGAGGAGCGUUGUCGUUACUUGGUCGCAGAACUUGUUUGUAGGCCCGAAUAUGAAGACUGUUUAGAUGCACUAUGCACAUAUGUUCGGAAACAACUAAGGCGAGCAGCAAUGGAAAAAUUCGAUGUAGAAUGUGAAACGGCUCAGCCGGUUCCUUACUUAUUCCUAACACCUAAAGGACAAGAAAUCGAUUUGCGCCUGUUCAAUCGUGAUAUAAUGCGCAAAGCCUUACCUAUUUUAAUAGGCAUACUAGAGCGAGAGACAAGAGGAUGGUUCCUCCAUUUUCGUGAGCGCCUUAUAGCCGAAUUGCGAGAAAAGAAACUUACGGAUAAGGAAAUAGAGGAGGAAGUUAACGAGGCUGUAAUGCGGGAGUAUUUACAACGUGUUUAUUCAUCAAUAUUGUCGAAUUCUGAUUUAGCGGAGUUAGGCGAUGGAAUACCUCAACUUCUUGUGCAGCAAGCACAAUCGGUAGUAAUAAUGCACAAAGCAGUAGAAAAAAUCGAAAAGGAAUUGAAAAGAUCUCGGGAGGAUCAUCAGAAAUGUUUAGCGAAUGAUCAUUCGGUCUUGUCGAGAAUCGCGCCAUGGUUACGUUCUAAACUACGGACUGCUGAGGCUUCCAAAAUGAAUACAUCUACUUGGGCUGCACACGAAGAAGCUAUUUUGAUGUGUAAUCGCCAUAAUUUGCAGCAGACAGCGUAUUUCUUGAAUAGAGAUAUGAUAUUCAUGAAAGAGCGGGAACCAGUUCUAAAGAAAGAACUAUGCAAUGCGAAAACACCGACGAGAAGUUUCCAAUGGGCAUGUCGAAUAUGGUCACCAAAAUCGUGGAUCAUACGUCGUAAUUUCCAAGGCCAAUCGGAAGUAAUACCCACUGUAAUUUGUCAACAAGUAACAUCAAUAGUAACGCCACGAUCAGAUCCAAGUCAGCCAGUAUUCUUAGUUGAAAAAGAAACCGUGCGUGCAACGAGUACACGCUGGCCGUUUUGGCGGUUACUGAACCUAAUGCAGAGAACAUGGUGUUGGAUGUGGAAUAUGAUGUUUCUUCUGGGAAUUUUGGUUCCGUGGUGUAGUCCGAUCGGUUUGCGAGCUCUUUGCUGUGUUAAGCCCUUUAUGCCUGAUUUGGAGUUAUCACAAGUGAAUGGGACAUUAUUUCCCCGAAAAACUAGUAUAACACAAACGAUGGCAUCGCGGUUAAUAGAAUUAUGGCGACACAUUUCAAAAUCGCGUACACAUUUUGAGUCAGAACCAGACACAGGCUUCAUUGGUAAAGGUUUUACAAGAAAUAUGAAUCGGGUGUGGAAUUAUUUCAUCAAAGGCUUCCUUGGAACAGUAGUUAUUUUAUUCAUAUUCCCUAUAGUCUGUCUUACUGCCAGUUUCUCCAGUAUAAUGUUAGCAUUAGCCGCCCCCAUAUGGGUACCUGCCUUCACUAUUUUACUUCAUGUGUAUAUUAUGCUUGUAUAUGAUUUGGAUUGUCCGGAUCCAUCACGUAAUCGAUACUGUGUGUUCUUUGAAGCCUUAAUAUGGAAUAUAUUAGUGCAAGGAUGUUUACAGCCGUUUGCUGCAGUCAUUGUAGCGACAUUUAUUUGCCCGACAGCAUCAGUUGUUGUACUUUUAGUUGGAGCUGCAAGAUAUUCGCUGCGAUUAUUAUGGGACUCUCUUACCUUCCAUCUUUUUAUAAAAAAAUGUGGUCGGGUUCCGGCAAGUGACAGUUUUGCUGUUAAACGUAUAGCCGGACCGGGUCUAGCUCUUGAUUAUUAUUUUGUUAUAAAACCCGAGCAAGCACUGGCUGCUUUUGAGGCUAAAAUGGAAUUGGAUGAACUACAAGCUUACCAACAUUCCAUGGAGCGUGUUAUAUUGCAACCGCAAAAAGAUUUUAGUCAAUUUGUAGAAGCAUGUUUUGGGCCAUUUUCCGCUCAACUCUCUAAAACUGGACCAUAUCAAGCACUUGAUCGUGAAGCUCAAGAUUUAAUGAUUUCUUUGCAUGAGAAGUUAGAGAAGCGCCGGCGAGAUUUGCAGACCGGAUUAACGACCGCUGUGAAAUCCAGAGUUAAAUUAAAUACGAUCGAUUUAAAGAUUGCAAUCCAGUUGGCUGCUCAUAUGCUAGAGAAAUUUUACCCUACACAUGUCUUAGGAAGACUAUCGUUGAGUGAAGAUGAAUUUUGGGACAAUAAGGGGUUAUCAGUUGGCGAUUGGCCAGGCCUCGCAGCUCUGAUUUAUACAGAAAUAUUUAGUUUAGAUUUUCUCACACCGCUAAGUGAUACGGAUACACAUUUCAAGCUUGAACCACAUUCCCAACUUGAUUUAAUACGUUACACUGAAAUGGUACAAAACGCCACCGAUGUUAUAGGUUCAAAUGGACCCGAUUUGUUGGGCAAUGUGUAUGCUCCACGAGGAAAUGUACAAGUUCAUUUACCAUUUUUGGAGGUUUCAGCAUUCAAUCCAAGAUCUAGAAUUACCAUGAACUUCCGGAAACCGGAGAAGAGAGAUACAACGACUGGACUAACCACACCUCGCGUGCGGGCACACCGAACGCAACAAACAACUGACACGAGUAGAUCAUGGAGACCAUGGAAGCGAAAAACUCAUCAUCGAAGUGUUGCUGAGAAAUUAUUGAUCCCUUUGCCGAUUCCUCAUCCCGUACAUAUCGCAAUAUCCAUACACAAUCGCGACUCUGAGCAACCGAUUUCGCUUGAUUCGGAAUUGUGCUGGGAAAUAUUACGAGCUGUAGAAGAUUGUCAGGGAGAUAUACAGGUAAAGCGUUAUGCGGUAAAUUCAGUUGCUCGGUACCGGGGAGGAGCUGGAGAUUCAAGUAUAGACUCUCUUGAUUCGGAUAGUAGUGCCGGCACUAGAGAAUCGGUCGCAGCAGCUGGUGGAACUGAAACUUUGCCAUGCGGGAACAGAGAGGUUAGUACAACAAUUAAGAUGGAACAAGAACAACCUCAAUCUAAUGGCUUCCACUGGACUCUGAGCAAUUGGGGUGCAGUUCAGUCGGCACGUCGUCGUAACAACUCGAGUAUUGUUCGUGUAGAUUUGGCCAGUCCUGAAGAUAUAUCUCUAGAUACCGAUAGUUCGCGUGUAGUUUUCAGUGCAUACGGCACUACGGUUUAAUUUAUGCAAGCGUUUCAAAACUUACAAAAAUUGAAUAUAACAAUUGCAAUACAUCUGAUGAUCAGCGUGUUGAUAUUCAAUUAUGGAAUUCUUUUAAUAUUAAGUUUUUUCUACUUUGAUAGGAUGAUAUAGAAUUUUUGCGCAAUAGAGCAAAUAAAAUACAUCUAAUCUAGUCAAGAUUAUUAUAAAUAUAAUAGCAUAAAUUACGUCAUAUUAGAAAUUAAUAAUAAUAUGAAACAAUAGUGAAAUUAAGACUAAAGUUGAUAUGAUAUAAAUGCAAAUUAUGACAAACCCAUUUUCGCUACAAUUAAAGGAGAACUAACUAGAUAACGAUGAACAAAAAAUACGAAACCGAAUACACCAAAUACUAUUAACUGUGUUAUUAUUAGCAAGAAACGAUGUGAGUUUGAACAAAGUAAGUUGAUUUGACUAGAAUGAAAAACACAAGUUGCUCUCUACUUCAUUAAUGAGUUCAACCAUUACAAAUUAGUUGCUUACUGCCUCUCUUACAUUUUCACCGAUUAAGUACAUUCUGUAUAUCUAGAUUGAGAAUAUUAAUGUUUAACAAUGAAGAUCUAUGCCUGUACAUUUUUCGACAGCGUUUUAUUAAAAUGGAUUUUAUAGAAUAAAGUUAAUGUGUAAUAUGUUACGUCAAAUAGUUUUAUGAGGAUGGCUUCAAAAUUAAAAAAAUAAAGGUCAUCUAUGUAUCAUGGCUACCCAGCGAGACCUAAAAUAUAUGACCCUAUAGAUAAAAUUGA